Bacillus rossius redtenbacheri is the source of this 2671-nucleotide messenger RNA. Its product is annotated as WD repeat-containing protein 27-like. Gene Ontology annotation, molecular function: protein binding. Lineage: Eukaryota; Metazoa; Arthropoda; Insecta; Phasmatodea; Bacillidae. The transcript has 17 exons. The record is from RefSeq and is a predicted model, not a curated record. The coding region runs from base 160 to 2472 and encodes 770 amino acids.
UCAACACCAUACUGUUUGCGAGUGAUUUCGCAAGGAAAUAUAGUUUUUGCAGAGGUGUUUCUGACCGGUCACGAGCAGUCGGUGUCCGUACUGAGCCUCUCCCCGCGGGACGCACUGCUCCUGUGCUCGUGUAGCGCAGAGAGAGUUAUUGUGUGGGACAUGAGCAGUCUGGACCACAGCCACCCUUUGACAGAGAGCAUACCAACAGGCGUAGAAGUCGGGUUAGAUUUGGGCUACAUAGAAUUCUGUGGCUUCAGUUGGGACAAUAAAUGGCUUGCCUUAUACAAGGAUAAAGAGCUAUGGAUCCUAAAACUUCAGUUUCUAUCUUCGGAGACGAGGGCUUCGUGUGUUGUCGUCCAGUCUGUUGACACGCAUGGUGUUGUCGAGGUGAGCAGCUCGCGGGGCAGUGUGUUCACGUUCUCGUCUGAGGACAACGACCUGCUGGUGCUCGUCGAGCAGAGCCACUGCUUCAAGGUGUUGGAUGUUCUGGCACUGUCCGUCUUGUACCAGUCGGCGACUGUGGAAUCCAGUCCUGUGUCUUGUGCGGUGUUUGCUGAUCAUAAGCUACUGCUUGGCAGCUCUCGGGGCAUGGUCAAUAUUUUCCGAGUGACGAGGAGUCACGCUCGCCUCGUCGCCAAGUUUGAUGUGACCAGGUCGUUCCAGCAAGACAGGGCUGCAGGUGUGGAGAACGACCCGAAGGGCUACGCCUUGUUAGCAGAGGAUCAAGAAACAGCCUGUGAUAUCGAGGAGCUUGGGUGUAUUGUCUCCAGCUUACGUGUCUUCAACCGAGCAUCAGUAAGCGUUUCGCUUGAGAGCACAGAUGAAGACUUCGAUGGCAGGGAAGAAACAGAGUCUUUGCUACGCUCAGUUCUGCAGCCUGGACCUGUACUGGUGGUGGGCUGCAAUGUGGGGAUUGCUCUGUACGACGUCAAAACACAAGACUGUCUCGUGCAUAUCAAGCUUGCAGAAAUCUUCAGAGAAAAACUGUCCUCAAGAGAGUUGCUGCCACUGAUCGACUUUGUUGUGGUCGGAGGGCAAGACUUAAACGAUGUUUAUUGUGUCAGUAAGAUGCUGACGGGCGGUGUCAAGGUUUACAUGGCAAUUUUAUUUGUGGAAACAAAUGAUCUCAGUCUUCCUAACAAGAUUAUAACUGUGAUUCCUGGGGAGCCGAUGAAGUUAAAGUCGCCCCUCCAAUGCUGCAUGCCGAGCAGAAAGCAACCAUCGCUGUACAGCACCAGGAGCAAUCCCAGCAGCUGCAGCAGCAGGGGCCUCACGAAACAGAGAUCCUCGGGCUACGGCAGACCAUUUCGCAUGCAGAUGUUCCAUCCUAGCAUUAACAGCCAUAAGAAGCACAGCACUGCAUCUGCCUCUAAGGUUUAUAAAUCACUGCCUGACAUAGUGGACAGUUAUGCUUCACGCUUGAUGCAGCAACAGGGGCCACCUGUGAAACUUGUGAAACAACUGUCUGUCUGGAAACCUCCAUGUACCGCCACACAUCUAACAAUUUCAGGAAAUGGGAAACACAUUGCUUGCAGUUCCAAUCGUUCAGAUAUUUGUGUGCUACAACUUGAUAAGCUUGAUGCUGAAAAUGGUUGGAGUCUUUUUGGCCACAACAAGCAGAUAAACUCUCUGCACUUCAGUCUGGACUCCAAGUGGAUGGUCAGUAGCUCAGCAGAUGGUUCUGCCAAAGUUUGGGACUGGAAUCACAGGCGUUGUAUGUUGAACAUUGAUAACACAGUGGGUUUGAAACACAGCAAAAAAACCUUGAGUAAUAAGAAUCAGAGUUUGGGGCCCGUGACACAAGCCAGGUUCUUCUACAUGGACCAGUUCGUCCUGCUGGCAGAACGCGGGUGUUUGAUGCUUGUAUCGCACACACUGCAUGGAGAGCCACUCACUCCUCAGAGCAAGUCCGACACAGUUAACUGGAAGUGCAUCCGGAGGAUCGACAUGAAUACUCAGCAGGUUACCUGCUUCAGUGCAGCCAACCAGUUCCACUCUUACCUGGGGAUCUGCGGCUGCUCGAGCCGGGCCAUCAAGGUGUUUGACCUGAACGCGGAGCGGCCGUGCCUGGAGCUGGCCGAGGCCCACCCGCGCCCCCCGCACCGCGUCGUGCAGCUCGAGGGCUCCCCCUGCGCAUCCCACCCCGCUGCUGCGCAUGACCUCUUCCUCUCGGCCGCCGUGCGCGACGGCGCCCGGCUGUGGGACCUGCGCUCCGCCAGAUGUGUACAGAGAUUCAGUCAGCACUCAAACAGAAGUUACAACAGUGGUGUCGACAUCAGCCCAUGUGGCCGAUACGUUGCAGCCAGCUCUGAUGACAAAACGGUGUACGUGUACGACACGCGUAGCGCGGAGGAGCCCCUGGGGAGGCUGCUGGGUCUCGGGGACGUGGUCAUGGAUGUGGCGUUCAGCCCGCUGCAGCCUGUGCUGGUGGCGCUGGGCCUCAACGCCCGGGUUGUGACCUUCUGUCCGUAGCACUCUCCCAAGACUGAUCACUCUCUUACCAACGUUUAACCAUUUUAUUAACUUCUGUGUUUACUUUGGCACACAUUUCUUAAUUUGAAAUACUGGAUAUUGUUUUCUUUAGGAAAUUAUUUUUUUUUUUACUUUUUUUUUAUUGACUUUAUUCUACAAAAAUUUUACAGUAAAAAGAAUAUUUGAAAAUUUUGCGAAA